Molecule: messenger RNA, 1038 nt
Organism: Ruditapes philippinarum (Manila clam)
Lineage: Eukaryota; Metazoa; Mollusca; Bivalvia; Venerida; Veneridae
Product: high affinity cGMP-specific 3',5'-cyclic phosphodiesterase 9A-like
Source: RefSeq, a predicted model, not a curated record
GCGUUACUAUAGAAACAUUUUUCUUGUUUUGUUUGAGUGUAUCCUAGAGACAGACCGCUUGUGGAACUGAAGCGUAUGCGCAUGCGCGUGGUUGCGUGAGAAACGUAUGUGUUGUGGAAACGUCAUUUAUCUAUUAGGUUCUCCGUUGAAUCAGAGUGACAUUAUCUGAAAGAUUUUUGUGUCUUACAAAAUAAAAUAUUUGGUUUUAGCGAAAAGACGUUUCCAUUUAAAUGAAUCCACACAAAUGGAAAAAGAAUUUUUGCUAACCUCUCUAUCAGAGAAGUUAUUGAUCUAGUGUUUGUAGCUGUAUAACGCUGUUUGACUAUAUAUAUAUCAACUCGACAACAGAUAAAGCAGAGAGAUGCGAAGUUUGAGAACGUUUAUAUAAAUACAUGGUAAAAUUAUUCUGUCUUUAUAAAAUGUGGACUUUAUUGUGAUUUAAUAAAACAACGGAUCACACUCGAAAUAAUGGGAAACGCUUCGUCAAUAGACUCUUCUGUUGUCGCUUAUCUGGAAGUGAAUGGAAAACAGGAAAAGAUUGUGUUUAGCAAACACUGCAGCUCACGUGAUAUACAUGAUCUUGUAGCUCAGGCAGCCGGUUGUAGCAAGUACUGUAUUUUAACCCUCAAAGACCCAAAUGGCGCCCAUAUUUCAAUGUCUCCGACAAUGCCCAGUAACACGCCAAGUUCACCUUACAAAGUACAAAUUUCACAGCCAACGUCAAAUCAAGGAGAUAGCGAGGUUCUAACACACCUGAUGACCCAUGUAGCCGAUCAGUUUAACAAGGCCUUUAAAGUUGAGGAAAUGAGAUCAGAGAUUUCGACCAGACUGACGGCAUUAGAACGGAAGCUAGAAAUGGAAGGUCUAAAAGCUGUUGAGAUAGAGAAGUGUAAAAAAGAUAUUUCGGAAAUAAAGGAUCAGAUCUGGACGGCACAGAAAAAGUUCGUGGAUUUCAACAGGAUGAGUAUUGAAGACGCUAGUUCGCUGAGUGAUGAAAGGAAGAUCUGCCUUAAAAGGGAUAUUCCCUCAUAUCCGAAG